UGACUGGGGAGAGGCUGCCCCCGUCCAUGGCUUGGCCUCCCCCAGGCAGCAGCAGCUCCGGCUCCCGGGGAGGAGGGGCAGGGGCUGCUGCUCCAUGGGGAGGAAGGGCAGCCCGCGGCCCCCCCAGGCCGAGGGGGGGUGCGGGCCCGCCCGCCCCUCCCUGCUGUGGGCCCUGCCCGAGGAGCUGCUGCUGCUCAUCUGCUCCUACCUGGACGCGCAGGCCCUGGGCCGGCUGGGCCAGGUCUGCCGGCGGCUGCGCGCCUUCUCCGGCCGGGACCUGCUCUGGAGGCGCAUAGCCCGCGGCUGCCUCAACUCCGGCUUCACGCAGCUCGGCGCCGACCUAGCGGCUGGCAUCCCAGUGAAGGAAAGGGUGAAGGUCUCUCAGAACUGGAGGCACGGGCGCUGCCGGAGGGAAACGCUCCUGAAAUGGAAACGCAACCUGAUGCCCUGGAUGCAUUUAGAUGGCGAGUAUCUCUACCUGUCCCAGGCAGAAGACAUCCGGGCCUACCGGUUUCGUCCAGACAGUACUGGCCUACAACGCCGUCCUCAAGCCAUCUUCUCCGGCCACCAGGAAGAUGUGUGUCGAUUCGUUCUCGCCAGCUCCCACAUCGUCAGUGGAGGAGGUGAUGGAAAUAUCAUCCUUUCUAAAGUCCAUGGCUCCUUCAGCAUAAAGUUCUCUGCGCAUGAGCAGGAGGUGAACUGUGUGGAUUGUCAAGGGGGCAUCAUCGUGAGCGGCUCCAGGGACAGAACAGCAAAGGUUUGGUCCCUGUCCUCUGGCAGAGUUGGGCAUUGUUUACACACGGUGCAGACUGAGGACCGGGUCUGGUCCAUCGCCAUUAGUCCAUUAUUAAGAGGUAGCAUCAGAAUACUCGAGGGGGUGAUCUCCCGUGAAAUGCCAGCUCUGUGUUCCUUCGUGACUGGGACAGCUUGCUGUGGACACACGUCUCCUCUGAGAACCUGGGACUUAGAGAGUGGGCAGCUGGUGACCUGCUUAGGGACCGAUUUCCACCGAGGAGCCGGAGUCCUGGACAUCGUCUACGAAACGCCGUUCACCCUCCUGUCCUGCGGCUACGAUACCUACAUCCGGUCCUGGGACCUGCGCGUGAGCACGAGGAAGUGUGUCAUGGAGUGGGAGGAGCCCCACGACAGUGCCCUGUACUGCGUGAGGAGUGAUGGGAAUCACAUGAUUGCAAGCGGCUCCGCAUAUUACGGCGUGGUGCGGCUCUGGGACAAACGGCAGAGCAGGUGUUUGCAGAGCUUCUCGCUGUCCUCCCCCACCAGCAGCCCCGUGUACUGCCUCCGCUUCAGCACCACCCACCUUUAUGCUGCCCUGGCGUCUGCCCUGCACGCCCUGGACUUCACCGCCCCCUGAUGCCCGGGCCAAGGUCCUUCCCGCACCACAGCUGCCUCUGGCCGCUCCCAGGUUGGCAGGUCUGAUGCUCCGCUCAGGGAUUGCAGGGCGGGAGAGAGGCAAACGGCCAUGGAGACUUCUCAAGGGAUUCCUUAGCAGCCAGAAAGCAUCUCCCUUGAGCGCUGGAAGAGCCAGAUUGUCUCCGACUCACCUGCCUUUUAGUUUAAAUAAAGGCAAAUUGUCCUUUACUCCUUUUUAUUUUGUACAGUU
Molecule: messenger RNA, 1621 nt
Organism: Trachemys scripta elegans
Lineage: Eukaryota; Metazoa; Chordata; Testudines; Emydidae
Gene: FBXW4
Product: F-box and WD repeat domain containing 4
Exons: 10
Coding region: 95-1372 (425 amino acids)
Biological process (GO): SCF-dependent proteasomal ubiquitin-dependent protein catabolic process
Cellular component (GO): SCF ubiquitin ligase complex
Molecular function (GO): protein binding
Source: RefSeq, a predicted model, not a curated record